AUGCCAACGAAAAGCACCGCGAUGGCACCUGAAGAUGAAGAACUUAGCCUCUCCUCUGAAGACGAUUCCUCUAGCUCUGAAGAGAGCGAAGUCAGCACCGCGGAUUCCUUAAAAGACCCCACGGAAGACCGCUGCGAUGCCUGUUGGCGGCAGUCGGCCUUUGUUGGGAUCGCAGUGCUUGGCGCUUUUGUGAUUUUCUCAAUCUUUAUCUUGAUGCUUCGACAGGAUAAUAUCCAUUUUGAAUCCACAUUCAAAGGGUAUGCGAAUGCGCUCAGGGAUGCGGCAACACUUCAGGAUAAGAGUACUCAAGAGUCGAUGGAAUUCCUGAGUGAGUCCAUCACCAUGCAAGCGGUCAAUGAAGGCUCCAAGUGGCCCUACGUUACCGCUCCCUUCUUCCAAGUCCAGGCCGAGCAUACCCGCGUCGUAUCCGGAGCUGAUUCCGUUAUCAUGUCUCCCAUUGUCUCUGAAUCGCAACGACCGACUUGGGAGCAGUACUCGGUGCUGGUGGCGGACGAAGUCUUGGCCGAGAAUAGCAACAAUUUGAACUCCUCCAUCUCCGAUUCCAUCUUUACUCUCGAAAUUGACGAAGAAACCGGAGAUCUCGUCCCCGCAGCCGUCAACGGGACUGCACCUUACAAUCCUGUCUGGCAAACUUCUCCUCUUCCAAACAACGCUUCCGCCAUCAACUUUGACAUGCUCUCCAACGACAAGCUUCUAGAGCUAUUUAACGCCAUGCACCACACCCGCACUCCCGUGGUGUCUCCCAUUAUGAGUCUCAAUCCCAUGGUCGAAGACUCGACCUACGAACAUGCGGAGAGUGCCGUAUUCUCUCCCAUCUUGGAAGACCUUAGCCAGUCCAACACUACCAAGGUUGUCGCCAAUCUAGUCUUGAUCAUGUCCUGGGAAACCUACCUACUAUUCCUCCGGGAAAAUCACAUGAACGGUGCAGAUUAUGUUCUGACAAACACGUGCGGCCAGAUCUUUAGCUUGGAAGUCAACGAAAAUGGAGAACUGGGAACCUUCGAGGUGGGCGAUCGCCACGAGGAAUUCUAUGAGGACAUGGUCGAGGUAGUGCCGGUCAUGACGUUCCUACAUACACACUUCAAUACAUCCACUGGACUGCAGGCUUGUGGCUACAACCUCCGUGUCUACCCAUCACAAGUUAUGCGUGACGAUUUCAAGUCGGGAACUGCUCCCAUUGCGGCCGGGAUUGCAGGUGGCUCUUUCGUAGUGGUCUUGGCCAUCUUGUACUUUAUGGACCGACGCAUGCAUGAAAAGCACCGACAAAUCAUCAAGUCGGUGGAAAAAUCGAAUGCUAUUAUUGCCAGCUUGUUCCCUUCCAACGUUCGUGAUCGAUUAUUUGGAGGUGGCGGUGGUGACGACGCAGCUUCGAAGAAUAGUCAUGGAUCUCGAAGCAAGAGGUCUUUUGGGUUCCGCCUGCGAACAUAUCUGACGGAAGGAGAAGAUGCCGACGGUGGUGGCGGGGAUUCCAACCCCAUUGCCGAUCUUUUCCCCGAAUGCACAGUCCUUUUCGCUGACAUUGUGGGUUUCACUGCCUGGUCGUCGAUGCGAGAACCUGCUCAAGUCUUUACUUUGCUGGAGACACUCUACAGUGCCUUCGAUGAAUUGGCAAAGGAAUUGGGAGUCUUCAAAGUUGAAACAAUUGGAGAUUGCUAUGUUGCCGUCACUGGACUGCCGGACCCGAGAGAAGACCACGCUGUCGUCAUGGCUAUUUUUGCUCGGGAAUGUUUGAAGAAGAUGCAGGUUUUGACAAAGGAUCUGGAGGUCAAACUGGGACCAGACACAGGAGAUCUUUCUAUGCGUUUCGGGCUUCACUCGGGACCUGUUACAGCUGGCGUGCUGAGAGGAGAGCGUUCUCGUUUCCAACUUUUCGGGGACACCGUCAACACUGCUGCUCGCAUUGAAAGCACAGGUCACAGAGGGAAAAUUCAUCUUUCCCAGGAAUCGGCUGAGUUGAUCAUGGCGGCCCAAAAGGCACAUUGGGUGCAACCAAGGGAAGACAAAGUGACAGCCAAAGGAAAGGGCGAACUGACAACGUACUGGUUAGGGGGAGGUGGUCCUUCGUCGUAUUCUUCUACUACGUCUUCUCGCAUGACAGGACCUGGGCAUCCUGCCGGCUUCAAUGGUGACAGCGCAAGAGCGCCCCUUCCAAAGAUCCUGCGAAAGAAGAAGCCAGAAAAGCCUGAGAUAGAAGCGAGGCGCGCAACCGACGUUCAGAAAGCCAUCGAACGAGCCAAGACAGCGGAGGAUCCAGCCAAGAAACAGCUCAACUUUGGACUGAUUGGAGAUGGCUCUCACAGUGGCUACGCCAGAAAGAUCCUGCGAAAUGCAAAUGAAACGUAUCAGGAACCGGACGAACCGAUGCAUUCCGCUGAUCCCACCCGAAUAUACACCGAUGAGGUCAAAGAAGUCAUCACGUUGCCCAAAUUCGACAGCAGAGCAGCCGGAAAGGUUGAGAACGCAGAAUCAAUUGUCUUGGGCUACGAAGUUGUCGAACAGUUGCACGACUUUGUUCGAACAAUAUCGACCCUAUAUCGUGAGAAUAGCUUCCACAACUUUGAACAUGCAUCCCAUGUCACAAUGAGCGUGGUGAAGCUACUGUCUCGCAUCGUUGCUCCGGACCUUGAGUACCCCGAGGAAAGCGUCAUCUCAAGCGAGAAGAAACGCAACCGUAUGCUAGCACUGAAGCUUCACGACCACACUUACGGUAUCACUUCCGACCCGUUGACCCAGUUCGCCGUUGUGUUUUCGGCCCUUAUACAUGACGUGGACCACACUGGGGUGCCCAACAAUCAGCUCAUCAUAGAGGAUCCAGACCUUGGCAAACGCUUUCGCAAUGAGAGUGUUGCCGAGCAGCAUUCUGUAGCUUGUUCCUGGGAUCUUCUCAUGCAACCAAAAUACAAUCAGCUGAGGAGAGCAAUCUACCGGUCCGACGCAGAGAGGGAAAGAUUCCUCCAACUCGUUAUCAACUGUGUCAUGGCUACGGAUAUCGUGAAUCCACAGCUAAAGGAGCUUCGUAAUGCGCGAUGGGACAAGGCAUUCAAGGUUGGCGCUUCGGCGGAUGAUCACGAUAUCAAUCGUAAAGCAACAAUUGUGAUGGAGCAUUUGAUCCAGGCCUCAGACGUUUCGCACACGAUGCAACACUGGCAUAUCUACAGGAAAUGGAACGAGCGUCUUUUCCGCGAGAUGUACUCAGCGUAUCGUGAGGGUCGCUCAGAGAAAAACCCUGCAGAUUUCUGGGCCAAGGGUGAAGUCGGAUUCUUUGACUUCUACAUUAUUCCACUAGCCAAGAAGUUGAAGGAGUGCGGUGUCUUUGGUGUCUCGAGUGAUGAGUACUUGCAGUAUGCCGUCAAAAACAGGAACGAAUGGGAGAUGAAGGGCGCAGAAGUUGUAGAAACGAUGGUGGAGAGCAUAGAGUUAGAAUACGACGACCAAUGA
This is a messenger RNA of Seminavis robusta, 3459 nucleotides long. Lineage: Eukaryota; Bacillariophyta; Bacillariophyceae; Naviculales; Naviculaceae. The record is from the annotation of a GenBank genome assembly.